AUGACAUCAUCAAACAAAUUCUUGCAUGUAAAAAAGGAAGACUCCUACUUGGCCAAGUUUACACAUGACACCAUCAUAUUCGCAGAAAAUUUAUUUAAAUUUAUUUCGAAGCCUUUCACCCAUGGAGGUUUGACCGCUCUAGAAGAGUAUCGUGAUGACAGCAAUGUGGAGACCAUCUCUUUCUGUUCAGAGGUGCUACCUUUUUACUGUAAAUCCGAGUUAAUUCAUCGGGGAGACGUUUUCAACGUCCGCUUUGGCCACUGCUGCAUUUUCUACAAGAACAGCAUAUACAUAUAUGGCGGCAACCAACUCCGCGAAUCCUUCAGCUCGAAGCUCAUUAAGUUCAGCACGGACACGCAAAUUUUCAGCCUCGUGGAAGAACGAACCCCGCCGCAGAGCCGGUACUACGCAACGCUGAAUUUAGUUUACUCCAGCACCCUGAGCGAAGAGUGCCUGUUCUUGUUUGGAGGCAAGCGGGGCAGGUACAUCACGAACGACACCUAUGUCUUCAAUCUGAGUAACAACAGCUGGGAACACAUAAAGGUGCAAUCUUCUCCCCCCCCGGUUUUUGGACAUGUGUCUUUUAAAUACAAGAAUAUCGUCUUCAUCCAUGGAGGGAACAUGGGGAACCUAAACGUGAACAAUGACAUCUGGUGCUACUUCGAAGAGGAAAAGAAGUGGGUCAAAAUUAUGAGCAAGGAUGAGUAUUACAAGAAGGUGGUUUCCAAACCCAGCGCCCGAUUUUUCCAUUCGUGUUCUGUGUGCAUAUCUAACCAGGGCAACGAAGUUAGAGCUUUCAUCUUCGGAGGGAUCGACGCCAGAAACAAAUGCGCUGAAGACACUUUCUGGUAUUACUCCUUAAGUAAUGGGAAGUGGACCCUAAUUGAAAAUUCCCUAGGGAAGAUUCCCGUGGGGCGAUUUGGACACAGCUCCACCAUCCUGAACGACAGGUGGUUCCUCCUCUGCGGGGGGUACAACUUCUGCUGGUACUCCAGGUCGGAGCUGCUGGACAUUCACGCGUAUGAUAUAAAUCUGAACACGUGGUCAAUCCUGAACGUGUACGGCACCCCUCUGGUCACCCACCACUUUUAUGGGAAAAUUAUCCAAGUGGACGAGAGCGGCUACUUCUUCAUCUUCGGGGGGCUGCGAAACAACGAGACGUCUAGCAAGAUUUACAAAUUCACACCGCUCCUUGCGUUCCCAUACUUCAAACUGCUGCGAGACAAGAUAGACGAAAUUGAAAAGAAGGUCCUCUACUUGGAAAAGAACCCACUGCAGUUGCUGAACCCGUCUUAUGGAAGAGACAUAAACGAAAUAAAAGACAGCCUCAGUGGGAUCUCCUUCACUCUUGUGAGAUACAUACAACUGGCUAGCGACAUAAAUGAAAAAAUAAAAAUUUCAAAUUCACUUGCCCAGAGUAACUACCCACAGUUGUCCAAAAAGUUUGAGCAAUACAACAAGCAGUAUGACUCUUUGGUGCACAGAAUUGACCUCCUGGAUAACACUCUCUCCGAUUCGGACGUCGAUGUCAGGGGGGACAAUGAGAAGAAGUUACACAAGAGUAGCUCCAGUUUUACUCUAUCCAGCGGGUCGAGCAGCGAUCACAUCGGUUAG
Messenger RNA from Plasmodium inui San Antonio 1, 1614 nucleotides. RefSeq lists its product as hypothetical. Bases 1 to 1614 code for a protein of 537 amino acids. Gene Ontology annotation, molecular function: protein binding. NCBI's taxonomy places the organism in Eukaryota, Apicomplexa, Aconoidasida, Haemosporida, Plasmodiidae. The record is from RefSeq and is a predicted model, not a curated record. The transcript is spliced from 6 exons.